CUAGACUCUAGAAAGCUCCUCCAGCUGUUGGACUGAACUGAAGAUUUUAAGUGCCAAGGUGACAGCAAUGAAUAGUGGGAAGGCAAAUGCCCUGGUGCAUUUAUACAAGCAGCUGAAAACUAUCUGGAGUCCACCAGCACGACUCUGCAGCCUGGCCACCUACACUCAUAAGAACAGGAAUGGUGCAUUGCAUCCCCUUUGGCAGAGUCCGCUUACAAUUCCUGGGGGCACCCGACAGUCUCCUAUCAACAUCCAGUGGAGAGACAGUGUUUAUGAUCCCUUUCUGAAGCCACUGAAGAUCAGCUACGACCCAACAACAUGUCUUCACAUCUGGAACAAUGGAUAUUCAUUCCUAGUUGAGUUUGAUGAUUCUACUGAUAGAUCAAUAAUCGUUGGAGGCCCCUUGGAAAAUCAAUACAGGCUAAAGCAGUUCCACUUCCAUUGGGGAGCUAUAAACGAGUGGGGUUCAGAGCACACGGUUGACAGUAAAUUUUACCCAGCAGAGCUGCAUUUAGUCCACUGGAAUGCUGUUGUGUACCCAACUUUUGAAGAAGCUGUAAUGGAAGGUAACGGCUUGGCUGUCAUUGGAGUGUUUUUAAAGCUAGGAGCUCAUCACGAAGGGCUGCAGACACUGGUUGAUGCCUUGCCAGCAAUUAAACACAAAGACACUGUUAUUGAGUUUGAUGUCUUUGAUCCCUCCUGCCUGAUACCUUCAUGCCCUGACUAUUGGACCUACGCCGGCUCCUUGACUACUCCCCCACUUACCGAGUCAGUCACGUGGAUUAUUAAGAAGAAGCCAAUAGAAGUUGAUGAGAAUCAGCUGGAGGCAUUUCGGAUGCUGCUCUUUACUUCGGAUGGCGAAGAAGAGAAGAGAAUGGUAGACAACUUCCGCCCACUUCAGCCACUGAUGAACCGGACCGUCCGUUCAUCCUUCCAAAGCAGCCAUCUCUUGAAUACUCAAGUACAGCCCAAGGACCAUGCAGAGCAGAUCAGGCCAUAGAUGGCCCACAGCACGUCAGUCCAGGCUGCAAUACCUGGAUAUGACUGACCUCCUUCUCCAGUUGUUUUCCCUUUUUCUCUAGUGUGGAUACACCGUCCAGGUUCACGGCCAGAGACAGCUUUGGUUCUGCUAAGGGCCAUUUGAUCUUCAGUGGAGAAGCUGUGUGGGGUUCUCUUUUGUUUUGCCUUUUAAAAGAAAUGUAUUAGUUUUGAAGCAGGGAUCAACAGGGAAUCAUUUUGUCAGUUAAAAGAGAAAAAUGAGGGCAGGAGACCUCUUCCCUACCCCUCUUCUGAGUUGUUCCCUGUCUCUUCAAAUACUCUUUCAGUGACUUGCAUGAAUUAAUAAUCCCAACGAAAAACAUGUUAGCAAGCAGAAAGUGUGCAGAAAUGAAAAGUACCAGUACUGAUCAGGUGCUUUUGUGGGAUUGUUUCAGAGACUGGGAAAGAGAAUUAACUUCUCUGGUCACAUUCACGGAGGUGUUUUAUCUUCUUCCUUUUUCCUUGGUGCUUAGGAUGACAAGAGGAGAAGUGGGGGGGGGGGGGGGGGGGAAGGCUUAGAGAAUCUAAUCUCUUUCUGUUCUAUUGAGUGCAUGAUCUGUGUUUGAUCUGGAUGCCACAGAAUGACUGCUUUACACCACAAGCCAGAAGACUUUUUCUAAAACCUUAUAACAAAAGCAAAAGCUUUGAACUCUGGCAGCUUUUUCCGUUCUGUUUUACUAACGUAGCAGAGAGCAGAGGAGGAUUCACCAGUAUCUCAAGAUUGGCAAGAGCAGGAAAUUAGUCAAAGAUAUUCAAUUGAUCCCAGUAAAUGGAUCACAUCGAAGAAAGGCAAAAUUAGGUAAGACCCAGCUGGCUCUUAGAAUGGGAUUUGGGGAAAAAAGCAGAAACAAACCAACAGAACUUCUGAACCCUAAUCCAGUGUCAGGACAAAAUGCAGCUUUCAGGUACCUGAAGGAUUUUUUUCAGUACCUAACAGAGGACCAGUGUACUCUUGUCAAAGUUGUGUCUUAAAAUGUAGUUUUCUUAUAUAAAAAAACCCCAAACUUACCUAGCUUCAAGACAACUAGGGACCAGAUAAUAUUUGUAGCACCUUAUGGUAGUGAAGUUAAGUGGUGGCUGAAGUUUAUUUGUGGACUAGGCAAAAUUGUGUAAGCUGCCAGCUGUGGAGCCUUAUCUUAGAGUUACAGUGCAAAUGCCACAAGUAUUAUCUACCUCUGAAGCAUACUACUGGUAGCCAAAAUUUCCUCUCAAGCACCUUUCUUUCUGGCUUUUUACACUUCACUAUAUUUAACAGUGUGCCUGUGCAUGAAAUUCUUGUACCAAGUGUAUGGUCAGGUUUUCUGAUAAGGAGCAAGUCUGUCUGAACUCAUGACCUGAUCUAUUGAUUGUAUCUGAGGAGUGUUCUUGGAGAGCAGAUGUUACCUGGUCUGCUUCUGCCAGUCAGCAGAGGCAGUGGUUUCAGGUGGGGUUGAGCACAAGUAGAUGCCAGGACACUUGCUUAUCAAUGCUAAAUUUGGAACUUUAGAAUCAAUACUUUUAGUUUUCUUUAAGUCCAAGUUAAAAGCACUUUAACACUUUUUAGUAGGACCCUGAUGAUUUUAAGGCUUUUGAAUAUGCUUGUUUAACCAAUUAAGUGCCCAGGUCCUGCUUUGCUUCCUUACUAGCUCUACCUCAGGCUGUUGUGACGUUGCAACAGUUGUGCCUUUCUCUUUUGGCAAUUUAAACAUGUCCAUUAACUCUAUGUGGUAAAGGUAACAAAAUCUCUCUUCUACCCCAGUGUAGGAUACUUAUUUUUGCUAUGUGGUAUAUUCAACAUGGCAGUAUAUAUCUUCAGUUUCAUUACCCCUCCCAAGCCUUUACUGCUUUGUUGAACCUUAUGAACUCUGAACACCACCUAUAUGAACUUGGUUGAACUGAACCCACACUCUUUGACAUCACCAGAUAGACUUUUUAUUACGUUCCUGGUCUGCAGAAUUACAUCAGUGAUGGUUUUGUCAGAGGCUGACAGGUUCCAAAAUAAUUUUGGAAAGAGUAUUACAGUUCUGGCAAUAGAAAAAGAUUUCUUUUACUUUCUGCCUUGAACUUACACAAUCUAGUCAUUGUUAAGCCUGAGGUUCUCAUUCAGUGCUGAUCCUGCAAACAGUUUUCUGAGGAGGACCCCAUAGACAGAGGGCAGUGAUUCAGAACUGGCAUGUAUCUUUGAGAUUUGUUUGCUCCUCAUUGCUAGCAGUUAGGAAAAACUGUGCUAUAAUGACAUCUGAGUGUUGCCUUCAAAUUUAAAACUACAGGUGACUCAGCAGCACUGAGCUACCUACAGGUAAAUAGCCCUGUCAUGGAUUAAUGGGUCUUUUAGAAAGCUUCCUGCAACUGCUCCAAGUUUUUUGGUUGCCUUGGUAGUUUUCACUAAGCUUUUGUGCACCUCUGAUCCACUGAGCUUGUUUUACCAGUUAUUGCAGCUUUCAUAACAUAUGCAAAUACAGAAUAGGUAUUUUGUUCUUAGGCAACUACUGGGUUGUGCUUGUUCUCCAGAUGCAUCAUAGUGCUGCAGCAUGCUCACACCCAAUGGAGUUCUCAGUGGUUUUCUCAGCUGAAGCGAGUUUUCUUCCCAGGUGUGGAAACCUCUUUUUAACCUGAUCACCGCCACACAUCCAGCAGAGAUGAUGCUGAAUACUCUGGUUUCAGUCAUCUGUUUAAAAUUCUCAUAGAGGUUUGCUUUCAAUGUCAGCACUGAUUGUUUCAAGCAUCUGGAAACAGGGUCAACUUAGAAAUGUAUCAGUUACUGUGCUGCAAAGAUAAGCUUUACAGGGAUUUUCUGCUACAGUUAUUUUGCUGGAGUUUGAGUCUUGCAUGUUAUGUGUUAGUGUUUUAGCAUCUCUGGUUAAGGCAGGCAGUGCUGCAGGGCACAUUGUCAUCGUAAUUAACAAUCUGGAAAGGAACAGAAAGGUUUUGAGGGGUUUGUUUGGCUUUCCUUAAUCUUUCAUGUUACAAUGACUGUAUUGGCCUUGCAAAAACUGACUUCAAGAGGAAGAAUUCUGUAUCCUCGUCCGUGUAUGUAAAACAGGAGAUGGGAUGUAAUCCUUUUGCCUUAUUCUCUCAGUUGUGUAUGUGUGGGGACUAGAGCUAAUAUUUGUAAUGAUUUUGCACAACUGAAAGUCUAUUUCAGGUGCAUCUGUACAGGAACCUUUGGGUUCUUGUCUUAGCUGGUACAAUACAAAAGGGUCAAAGCACAAGCUUGUAUUUGUCCUUGCAUAGAAGUCGCUUCUGUUACUUAAUACUCUUCUGGGAAGUGUUCCUGUGGCAGUCAGUGCUAGGAAUCAAAGACUGGAAUAAGAGAGUUUUGAGGACAGCUUACUAUAAAAGGCAUAAAAGGUACUUGAGCACAGAUAGGCAUCCAUAGUGUUUGGAGUAUAUAGACCUGCACCCAACUACCUUUAAGUAUUUCUGUUAAUACUGCUCUUAUCAGGAGUCUCAUUGUUGGUGAUUUCACAGCUGCAACAACUUCAGUGUUUGAAUAUUUGAUCCAUAUUCCUACAUUCCAGACCUUUCACACCUCUGUUGAGGUGUGCCACCACAGAUACCUGACCAAUCUUCUGUCAGCAGUGGCUUGCCUUGGUGUUUUUACCACAAGCCUGACAGGAAUGUAUCUUGGCUUUGAAAGCUAUUGAAAUGGAGCUUGCAUUGAUCUCACAAAAAUCUGCUGGGUUUCAGGGUACUGGAAUCCUACACGGUUUCUUUUGGAGGAAAGGUCUGUUUUUCUGCUCAACUUGAUAGUCAAUAGUAUUUACUUUAAAAUUUUGAGUGUCUUUAACUGGUAUUGCAUAACACAUCUUUGGUUUUUUCUCUGUGCAUCUUGUUUUUGUGUCAGUUAUUACACUGUGUGUUUGAAUGGAUGUUACCUGCCUAAUCAUAAUGAACUGAAAUCAUUGUCUUGUGGAAAACAUGUGUAACAGGGAGUGCCUCUUGUUCUACAAUACAGGCCUUUUUCCUCAGUUUUAAGCUGAUAUAAAUAAACUAUAUUGCUGAAUUUUAGACUGUUACAUUAGUGUGUGACUGUGCAAUAAACAUAGAGAAACCUCUGCCUGUAUCUCUUUGUGCAGUUAAGCUCUCCAAGUUAAAAAGUAGCUUUUCUGUCAAGAAAAUAAUGUCAUUCCUUCCUCGAGAAUGAACCAGUUCAUUAUGCCUGGAGUCUAAUCAGAUGUCAGACCUUCUGUGAUACUUAAAAGCCAUGAAAGACUCUGCUGAACUGGGUUAUGAUUGGAAUGAAAGAACAAUGACCUCUCUGUUGCUGCUGUAGUGAUGGAAGGAUGUCUAUUUUACAUUCAGCUAGAUACAACAUGCUGUCUAAAAUGGAGUUCCAAAUGUUGAGGAUCUUUGCUAAACUACUUUAUCUGACACUUAUCAUUAAACUCAACCU
Molecule: messenger RNA, 5413 nt
Organism: Colius striatus (speckled mousebird)
Lineage: Eukaryota; Metazoa; Chordata; Aves; Coliiformes; Coliidae
Gene: CA5A
Product: carbonic anhydrase 5A
Exons: 7
Coding region: 68-1000 (310 amino acids)
Cellular component (GO): cytoplasm; mitochondrion
Molecular function (GO): zinc ion binding; carbonate dehydratase activity
Source: RefSeq, a predicted model, not a curated record